AUGAAACUUCAAACAUUUUCUGAUUCAUGGCAAACACAAUUUCUUCUCAUUGUUUCACUUAUUGACAAUACAGAUGAACGAAUUAUUCAUUCAUAUGAACAAAUAACUUAUUUUCCAAUGCAAAAUUGUCAAACAUCACUUGAUAUCUAUUUAGUUUAUUCAAAUCGACCAAAAAAUGAAUCCAAACAAUAUACAAUACAUAUUGAUAUUUAUGAAAAAUUAUCAUUAAACUAUCGAGGAAGUUUCUUUAUUCACAUACCAUUUCUAUUUCUACCUGUACAACGUAUUGCCAGUCUAUUAAAUAUUCCAAAUAAAGGUUAUCCAAUGAAAAAUUGUUUUAUUGAUGGAUGUUUACAUGGUGAAUGUAUUCGAUAUUUUGAAGAUAUAAAUAAUAGAACAUUUUGUAAGUGUUUUAAAGGAUGGACUGGUCGACUUUGUACAAUUGAAUAUGAAUGUAAUUGUUCAUCGGAUGCAUUAUGUCAUGGUAUAUCAGCAAAUCAACGUUCAAUUUGUAUUUGUCCAAUAGAUAAAUGGGGUCCUCAAUGUUUGAUUUCUGAUGAAAUAUGUCAUUUAAAUAAUCCAUGUCGAAAUAAUGGUACUUGUAUACCUUAUGAUCAACAUAUUUCACCUGGAAAUACAUUUGAAUGUAUUUGUUCAAAAGAAUUUUAUGGCAAACUAUGUGAAUAUUCAUCUUUUAAAAUGAUUUUAUCAUUUUCAAAUGAUAUUGAUAUACCUGAAACAAUGUUAGUUCAUUUUAUUGAAGUGAAACAUAGACAAGAACCAGAGAAAGGUACUACUUUUAAAAAAAUUCCAAUCACUCGAGAUCCAGUAACUAUCUAUUGGGCAAAAACUGUUCAUAUAAGUUUUGUUGAAUUAUCUGUCAAUCAAUAUUAUUUGAUUCAUCUUGAUGAAAAUCAUAAUAAAUCGAAUAUUAUUGAAAAACAAAUUAAAUCAUCUGAUUAUUGUCCACAUAUUCGUCAAGUAUUUAAUGAAUCAUUUGCUAAACUUCAUCUUAUUCGUCGUAUUAAAUUUUAUUAUUUCAUAUGUCAAAAUCAUUCCAAAGAACUUUCAUGUUUUUAUGAUGAUAUUUAUAUUUGUUUUUGUGUUCAAUUCAAUAAUCAACGACAAACAAAUUGUUUAGAAUUUAAUCAUACAUUAAAACGUGAUUGUUCUGGUCGAAGUAUAUGUGAAAAUGGUGGUCAAUGUUUGCAAGAUAGUUCAACGUGUCCACAAACAUCGAUCUGCGUUUGUCCAUCAUGUUUCUAUGGAUCACGAUGUGAAUUUCCUUCAGAUGGACAUAGUCUUUCACUUGAUGCUAUUCUUGGUUAUCAUAUUCAACCAUUUGUUUCUAUAAUACAACAACCAAUUAUUGUUCAAAUAAGUUUUGCUUUAGUUAUGAUUAUUACUCUCAUAGGAACUAUUAACGGCAUUUGUUCUAUCUUAACAUUUAUACAAAAAGAUUUAAAAAAAACUGGUUGUGGAAUUUAUCUUCUUGGUUCAUCAAUAACAACAUUAUUUAAUACAAGUAUAUUUCUAAUUAAAUUUCUUAUACUUAUUAUAGCACAAACUACAUAUGUAACAAAUAUUUUAUUUUUACAAAUUCAAUGUCGAAGUAUUGAUUAUUUAAUACGCGUUGGUCUUAAUUUGGAUCAAUGGUUAAAUGCAUGUGUAGCUAUCGAACGUGCUAUGACAGUCGUAAAAGGAGUUUCUUUUAAUAAAAAGAAAAGCGUCAAAAUUGCUAAAUAUGUUAUCGUUAUUCUUAUUAUUGUAAUUAUCAGUUCAAAUACUGUUGAUCCAAUUUAUCGACGUCUUGUUAUAAUUGAUAAUAAUGAUGAAAAACGAAUUUGGUGUGUUCUUCAUUAUUCAUCAAUUAUUCAAAAAUUCAAUAUAACAAUGAAUAUUAUUCAUUUUUGUUUACCUUUUAUCAUUAAUCUUAUAUCAGCAUCAGUUAUUAUUAUCAAUAGUGCUCGUUUAAAAUCAUCUCUACAAAAGAAAAAAUCAUAUAAAGAACAUUUAGUUGAACAAUUUCAACAACAUCGUCAUCUUUUGAUUUCAUCAUUUUUAUUAUUUAUUUUAGGUGUACCACGUUUAGUUAUUCUAUUUUCAAGAGGUUGUAUGAAGACAAAUGCUGAUUCUUGGUGGUUUCUUAUGGGAUAUUUUAUUUCUUUUUUCCCACCGAUGCUUAAUUUUAUUAUAUUUGUUAUGCCAUCAGAAGUAUAUGUAAAACAUUUUCGCACAACUAUUAAGACGUAUCGUGAUGCUAUAAAACGACGUUUAAAUUAG
This is a messenger RNA of Adineta steineri, 2283 nucleotides long. Lineage: Eukaryota; Metazoa; Rotifera; Eurotatoria; Adinetida; Adinetidae. The record is from the annotation of a GenBank genome assembly.